CUUUUAACUAGUAAAAUAGAUUUUCCGCCGUGUGUCUUUUAAUGUUGUCCGUGGUUUCUGUUUUCACUCUGCUCAGUUGGCAAGAUGGCGUCGGAACCGAACAAGACAGAAAUUCUCACCAUUUUUAAACGACUGCGCUCCGUUUCCACAAACAAGGCUUGCUUUGACUGUGCUUGUAAGAAUCCGAGUUGGGCUAGUAUUCCAUAUGGCGUGUUUCUGUGCAUUGACUGUUCUGGGAUUCAUCGCUCAUUGGGAGUGCACUUAAGCUUCAUCAGAUCCACAGAGCUGGACUCCAACUGGAGCUGGUUUCAGCUGAGAUGUAUGCAGGUUGGAGGAAAUGCCAACGCGGUUAGUUUUUUCCGUCAGCACGGCUGUACAACCAAUGACACCAAUGCAAAAUAUAACAGUCGUGCGGCUCAGAUGUACAGAGAGAAGAUUCGGCAGCUUGCCAACGCCGCACUCUCCAAAUAUGGUAGUGAUCUGUGGAUUGACAACCCGGGCUGUGCUCAACCAUCACCUUUAGAGAAGAAAGAGACUGACUUUUUUGAUGAGCACACGCAGCCUGCUUACAGCUGGGACAUGGCAUCACCCUCCCUAACUGAUCAAAACGGAGCCGUAACAAUCACCUCUCAACUGGAGCAGAACCCUCCAAAGAAUUCUGAGACCCCGAGUACCCAGCCUGAAGAGGGUCCGAGCAUUGAAGGCCUGAGCACGAGUCCUAAAGCCACAAUAGAGAACUCAAUGAGAUUGGCAUCUGAAGAGUCACAAACUCAUAAAGAUUAUCAAGUGAAACCCUCCAUCAUUGGAAAGAAAAAGCCAAUCACAGCAAAGAAAGGGCUUGGAGCUAAAAAGGGUCUUGGUGCCCAGAAAGUGAGCAGCAAGAGCUUCAGCGAGGUGGAGAAACAGGCCCAUCUGACCGAGAAGAUGCGAGAGGAACAGACUGCCGAGUCCAAGAAACAAGCAGAGGAGUCCAUAGUGACCUCUAUGAGGCUGGCCUACAAAGAGCUGGAGAUCGACAGAAAGAUGGAAGAAAAGAAACUCAAGAACAUGGAGGGGAAGAAAAAAGAGCAGGCGGAGAGGUUGGGCAUGGGAUUCGGCAACAGGAGUGCCGUGUCUCACUCUGUGAUGGCCGAGAUGCAGGUGAUCGAGCAGGAGACUCCGGUGGGGGUCAAAUCCUCCACCCGCACCAAGGUGGACAUGUUUGAUGAGCCUGGGUUUGCCUCUGGACCACCAAAGUACAAGGAUAACCCUUUCACAUCAGGAGACAGCUUUGGGUCACGGUGGGACAGUGAUACCGGAUCAGCGUUCUCCUCCUGGGCUGUGGAGAAGGACGAGCCCAAAGACAGCGAGGUCACCAUCUCUAUCAUCCAGCCGAUCGGAGAAAGGUUGCCUAGCCGACGGAAGCAUGAGGUUUCUGCACCAGUCGCAGAAUCCAGCGAAGCCCGACAGAAGUUCUCCAACGCUAAAGCCAUCUCAUCCGACAUGUUCUUUGGCCGCGAGAGCAACCCGGAGUAUGAGGCAAAGACUCGUCUGGAGGGCAUGUCUGGAAGCACCUCCAUCAGCUCUGCUGAUCUGUUUGGUGAUGGCAGCGACCGUUCCUCAGGAUCAUCAGGUUUUGACGGCGUUCUUCCCACUGGUCCAGACAUUGCCCAGUUCAAGCAGGGUGUAAAGACGGUCGCUGGGAAGAUGGCAGUGCUGGCUAACGGGGUUAUGAACACCAUUCAGGACCGCUAUGGCUCUUACUGACAGAACUGCGUUAGACUGAUAUGGACGUUACAUCAAACAGGACACACCUCACUGCUGAUUGGAUCUGGUCUGUCUGUCUUAAUUAAAAACAUAAAUCCAAGAGGAAGACGAAGGCAUGGGAGCACGGGUUUCUCUCCUGACCACUGUAAACAUUCUUUGCUGACAGUAUUUUAAUGUUUAUUUUGAAGACGUGUUUUAUUUUCAGAUGACAGGAGCACUGGGAAAGAUGUAAAGUUUGCAAUCCCGGUGCUCGCUGUUUUACCCAACAAUCCUGUUUUCACGCCAUGUUUGGUUUUUGUUUUGAAAAGUAUUCUUUCUGGAAUUAAAUGUAUAACUGCAUUUGUUAGCUCUAACGUGUUCUCGUGGCUUUUUUUGUAUGUUAGCGAUAUACGAUUAAGACUGCGGUGCAUUCGGUAAACAUGUUAUAUUUAUACAUUUCGAAUAUUUUGCACCCAAGCGUUCUUUUUAGUUUUUUAACAACAUGAUUUUACAUUUAGCGACUAUGAUUAUGGGUGACAGGUAUAGUUCCUCUUUGCAUAAGACGACCUAAAGUUUAUUUUUAAGUGAUGUUAAAAUAACCUUGAUAUUGUGCAAUAUGUCCUGGCAUGUCAAUGACCAGUUCUUGGAUGCAGCGGAGCUACCUGGGAAUUCAUCGCUAUUGUGUUUUUUGUUACACAGGUGAAUUUAAACAACCGUGUUUGUUUUGCAUGCCGGCACAGGUAGAAGACACUGCUGCUGUAUGCUAUCAAUCCCAGCAUUCCCAAAAUGUUCAAUAUGCAGAACCCAAACUGAUUUGAGAUUUACAGUUUUUACUUAAAGAUUGUAAUUUAUUUUUGUGGUACCAAAUGGAUCUACAGUCUGAAUAGUUGUGACCCGACCAGAUUUAACAUUGACAUUAUAUCAUCUAUGGAAGAGGGAGUGUUUGAAAAUAGUUGUUACUAGUGCUCACAUUACACACUUCAUUUCAGACAUGAAUCAAAUUAAAAAAUAUAUUUAAUGUCAACAGCCAUUUUUUUAUUUCAAAUUGACAAGUUUUAGUGAAGUAGUCGGGCAGUGUGCAUGUGCAACACUGUUUCCUAGUACAUGGAUUCAAACAAUACAGCUUGUCCUUGUUCGGGGUUGUACGAUGUCAUCUUGGAAUAUUGUUUUUUGCUGUAAUACUCUUCGUACAUUGUCUGCCAGUCUAUUUGUAUCCCUAAAUUUGACAAUAAAGAACAUCAACCUGA
Triplophysa dalaica is the source of this 2972-nucleotide messenger RNA. RefSeq names its product ADP-ribosylation factor GTPase activating protein 2 (gene arfgap2). Gene Ontology annotation, biological process: COPI coating of Golgi vesicle. The transcript is spliced from 17 exons. The record is from RefSeq and is a predicted model, not a curated record. NCBI's taxonomy places the organism in Eukaryota, Metazoa, Chordata, Actinopteri, Cypriniformes, Nemacheilidae. Gene Ontology annotation, molecular function: GTPase activator activity. The coding region runs from base 85 to 1746 and encodes 553 amino acids.